GAUUGCCAGUCGCCUUUAGGCACACCAUCGAUUGACUUGAUGGGAGUUUUUUGGUUCUUCGAUCUAUUACCUUCCGUCUGGCAGCUUUGCCAAAUUGGAUUGGAAAGGUGAAUUAGCAGUAGCAAUGUCAAGGCCAAGGGUGGAGAACACAUGUUAUCUAGCCCAAGAGGCAGGCUGCUCCAUGAUCUGGCAAUUCUUUCGAAUGAAUUCUACCGCCUCCGUUGCACCUGUGUAUGUGAUGUUGAAGAUGUCGUACAUGCGACAAGUAGGACAAUCAUUGAUGAUUGUUUCACGCGUUCUCGCGUCGCCUUCUCUAACUACGCAAGCGCGUGUGCCUACACUUAUUCCGUUGUAAUUACAUUGCAUUUUUUGAUAGGACAACUAAGUAUUAGGUAUGUGACGCUCGGAUCCUUGGAACAGGAGCACGUCGUGGAACCGCACGAGGUUGAUCGCUAUGAUCGUACGAGAAUUUGCGAGCAGGUCCUCACGUCGCGGUCGUGCAAGCUGUAUCGGCGAAGGUGUCAAGAAUGGAGGACUUUAUGGCGUGCUCAGAUGGACAUGGAAGUGGAACAAUCGCGUCGACUGGAACAAUGAAUUCCUGUUGGUCCAGCAUGCGGAAAGUGAUCUGUAUCUGCCCAGUCAACACGUCCGUGCCUAGCAUGGCAAACUUCUGGCCGUCCAAGAUAGAUGAACCCA
Molecule: messenger RNA, 696 nt
Organism: Amoebophrya sp. A120
Lineage: Eukaryota; Dinophyceae; Syndiniales; Amoebophryaceae
Source: the annotation of a GenBank genome assembly